GGCCGGCGACCCGCCGCCCACCGUCAGCUGGCUCAAGAACCGCGUGCCCGUCGACCCCAAGCUGGACCCCAACUACAUCAUCUCGAACGAGGGCAACCUGCUGAUCGCGGCCGCUAAGCUGUCCGACAUGGCCAACUACUCGUGCGUGGCCGAGAACGUGGCCAACCGCCGGGUCAGCCCUCCGGCGCGGGUCACCGUCUACGUGAACGGCGGCUGGUCGGGGUGGGGCGCCUGGUCCGGCUGCCAGCCGCCGUGCGGCGCCGGCCGCCGCCAGCGGCACAGGAGCUGCGACAGCCCCCGGCCGAUGAACGGGGGCCGCCAGUGUCGCGGACCGGCGCAGCAGGCGGCCGACUGCAGCUCCCUCUGUCCGCCCGUGGACGGCGGGUGGUCGGCGUUCGGCGAUUGGUCGGCAUGUGACGUCACGUGUCGUCAGAGCCGGCAGCGGGCGUGCUCGGCCCCAGUGCCGGCCCAUGGGGGUGUACCCUGCUCGGGCGCCGACCGGCAGCACCGCAACUGCUCCAGGGCCGACUGCGAAGAGGUGCGAGCCGCGCUGCUGGACCGCUCGUCCACUGAUCAGGCGGCUCGAGCGGUGGCCGGCAGGUCGGACGUGGCGCUGUAUGUCGGUCUGGCGGUGGCCCUGCUCGUCUUCCCGAUGAUCGCGCUGAUCGCCCUGAAGCUGUACCGACGCAAGGGCCGCGGCCAGAGCAUGUACGGACUCACCGAGAGAGACUACGAGGCUAAGUACUACGACAACAACAAGAAGCAGCUCAGCUACACGCCCGACCUGACGUCAAACGUCACGGGCGCCACCAGCAGCUCGCGCGACAACCCGCACCACAGUGGCUCCUCCUACUGCAGCUCCCCCACCUCUCGUCCGACAUCUCUGUACGACGCGGAGGCCGCGUCCUGCCGCCAAUCGCUGCUCUCCACACCACUGCCAUCUAGUGUCAACCCGGACAACCUCGAUUUCGGCACGGGUCAGCUAUUGCCAUCUGUUAGAGACACCAAUUAG
Molecule: messenger RNA, 1012 nt
Organism: Pollicipes pollicipes
Lineage: Eukaryota; Metazoa; Arthropoda; Thecostraca; Pollicipedomorpha; Pollicipedidae
Product: netrin receptor UNC5A-like
Exons: 8
Coding region: 128-1012 (294 amino acids)
Source: RefSeq, a predicted model, not a curated record